UCCGAAUGUGGAAGCUGCAAGCUCCUCCAUAGUUUGAGGAGGUGGUGGCUUGAACCGAGCGUUGUGUUGUGCGACUGGCUCGUUCGCCUGGAAAACAACACUCAACUCAGUUAUUCUCUUUCGCCGACAUGGCUCAACCUCACUUCAAAAGGACGCAUGACGUGCAGUCAUACGCCAAGUUCUAUCAAGAAAAUGAGCGUAGACAGAUGGAGCGUGAAGAAAAGAAACGUCAACGCAAGCGCGAGGAACAGCGAAAGCAACAGCAAACAUCAACACUCAAACCAUCGGCACUGGCAACGUCACUCGAGCGAGAUAUCAGGGGCUCUAUUGUGGCAGAGAAUCAGACCUCUAGCUAUACGUCGGAUGGUCCUCUGGACUUCCCUCUUAGCAUCGACGAACCAAAUCUCGAUCUCAUUGAGGCUCUCGCGACAGCCGAGUCAUACGAUGGCCAUGCUACGGGCGAUCUCGCACAUGUAACGCGACGUUUUGCCUCGAUCUCCGAGAUCAAUGGUUCUGCAGCGGAAACCGACAAAUACACCACACACGAUGGAAUCAAGCUUUCGGAACACUGGUCGCCUUGUGCCUCUGUACUUCUCCAGCCACCUACAGAAAUAACCGAACCGCAAGUCGCAAUUGCCUCUUCACAGAACAAGCAGCCGCUGGCUCUCGAUUCAGUGAGAUCUUCGACCGGGCAACUCCGCCUAGCAGGUUGUGUUCCAAAUGACGUGAACGAAUGCAUUACCCAAGACAAGGCGAGGAGCGAAAACGGCGACACCUGCGAAAGCAUUGAUGAUGAUGGCUCAGUCAACGACGACGACGGGAGCUCCGAUGAUGACGACACCGAUCGCGAGAGCUUUCUUCCGGACGGAGCGGUUCGGGGACCUCAAUUUACAAAUCGACACCGGCCGAGGACCUUCUCAACAAGCAAGUCGGCGGCGCCCGACCCCGCGAAGAGCCCACUAUACGCACCAAGUUCUGUUUCCAAUUUCUCCGUCGAUGAUGUCGCCGUUUCACUGGAAAUAGCGGAAGAAAUUCAACCAGACAUUUUUGCGCUUCCUACCCCAUCCUCAGAUCACCCCUUCGUCUCACAGCAAGGCGGUGACGUCAUCACCAGUCAGAGAAAACGAGAUCACGAGGCAUGCGAAGAAGGACAUGAGAGCGACGACCUUUGCCUUCCUAAGCGAAAGAGAUCACGAAAUCCCAAUGAGACGACUGCAACAAAUGCUCUUUCUGUGAGGACUUUGCGCGCACGACCUUCUCGAGUCUUGGCAGAGAAGCCAGGCAGGAGGUGCGUUCCAGCCCAGUGCGAAAGACAUAUCCGGCGCUCCUCAAGAUCAAAGCCAUGGUCUCACGCCUCUGGCGCCGUGAGUUGUCAAGAUGCCCAACCUCAACUUGAUGGGCUUCCCUCACUGGACGUGGAUAAUGCGUCAAAUAGAGGGAAGCGGACGAGAACACGGCGGGGGCGACCGCAAAGUAUACCCCAGGUAACUUCGCCGCGUUCAUCUCAUUCCAACCAUUCUUCAGGAAAGCCUAAUCCUCAAAAGAAUGGACGAGAUUGCCUCCCUCCUGCCGCCACCACAGUGAAUUCAUCCUCAGCCACAUGUCACACCUGUGGCUUCUCUGCAGAGCAUUUGCUGCAGAUAAGCGAUACCGUCGAGGCUCUCACUCGAAGUGGUGCUGAGCUGUCUGGCAAUGCAAGGGAAUCAGACAUUCUUCGGCUGUUUCUCGGGUUCGUCAGAGAUCACGCUACAAAGAGACUUCCACAUAAGGCAAUAAUCACGGGAAAUAGCGAUCCCUUCAAUGGGACAAAUCAAGAACAGAUACGGGAGGCAACUGUGGGGCUACCAAACUCCGAGACAGUCAAAGAUGACGAUAGCUCAGAUGGCAACUCUGAAGACAGCGACAGCGAAGACGAAAGUGUGGGUUUCAGUCGUAGUGACAGCCCUGAUAUUCCUAAGCAAAGGAGCAAGAGACCUAAGCGUCUUCGUUGGACACCCUUAGACGAAUUACGCCUGCGCGCAUGGGUUCAAGAGGAAAAGGAGUGGUCGUGGAUUGCUGGUCAAUUGCAGCGAAGCGAGCAGGGUGCCUUUCAGCACUGGUCUAUUAUGAGGAAAAGAGAAGAGGAACUGGGCAAGAUGUGAGGGAGACAUCGUCUCAGGGGUAUGCUGUAUUGUCUUUUGGAUAACUGAAAUGGAUACAAUUGUCCCAUUUCUCAUUGAGAGGACAGCCGGAUCUCGUGGUUUCUGUGCAUUUGAAUACGCCGGCUUUGUUGUCUCCUGACCUGCAGGUUCCAGCGGAAAAACAGUAGGACUUGACCGUGACAAGUCAAUAACAGGUUUAUGUUUCGCCAGGCGAACUUCUG
Molecule: messenger RNA, 2362 nt
Organism: Colletotrichum godetiae
Lineage: Eukaryota; Fungi; Ascomycota; Sordariomycetes; Glomerellales; Glomerellaceae
Exons: 4
Coding region: 129-2141 (670 amino acids)
Source: RefSeq, a predicted model, not a curated record